Molecule: messenger RNA, 1118 nt
Organism: Lactuca virosa
Lineage: Eukaryota; Viridiplantae; Streptophyta; Magnoliopsida; Asterales; Asteraceae
Source: the annotation of a GenBank genome assembly
UUGAGAUCAAUAAAAGGAGUAGUUUCCCAACUCUUUCUCUCUUACUCCAACAGUCACUACCAUGGUCACCGCUCUUUCUGUUUCUAUCUAGAUCAGGUACAUAUAUCCACCGUCUCAAUACCUCGAACAAACCAGGAGUCGAUGAAUGUAUAUGGGAAAGGCAGAAGGAAUUCGAUUCACCACCGCUAUAGCCGCCGCACCAACGAGGACGCCACCUACCUGGUCCGAAGCCUUAGUAGACACAAUCGGGGUCGAUUUUGAACUAUACAAGUUUUUUGUGUUCUACUCCGAUUUCCAUCUCUCCACCAGUUAGUCCUUACAAUCGAAGCGUCAACAUCUCUUGCUUCUCUACUGAAUCGAUGGUCGAGACGGUGUUCAAAUAUGUGUUCAAUUAUUUUUUCGUAUUUCACAAUUCCAUACUAACCAACAUAUGGGUUGGCUCUGAAGGGGGUGUUGCUCUGUCUGACGUAAUUUCCAGAUGUACCCUUUUGAAAAAGCUUUAUCUCCCUGACAGUAUGUUUGGUGUGGAAGUCGGGCUUGGUUUGAUCAAGGCUAUUUCUAUCUUUCAAAAUCUCACUGAAAUUUAUAUAGGUUAUGAAUUCCGCAUUUCCAUUAUAUGGAAAAGCGCCAACUGUUCCUAUUACAUUCCAAUAUGUAUAAACCAUCAAGACUACAAUCAAAUACAAGUUGGGCUACUAAAUGGGAUUUGGAAUUGGCCUCUCUAGACAUGGUCGCUACAGAAAUAUAACGCAGGUAAGCCAAUAACAAUCAUGUGAUAUGUAUCUUCUUAUACUGAUUCAACUAUCUGUUUGGACUUUUAUAGUUUGAGUCUAAAUCAUCUGAUUGUUUUGUCAAAUUACACCAGUUGAUUGUUGUUUUGACAAUUUCUGAAGCUGGUAAUAUUGAUUUCUUUCUGUAUCGAACAUUUUUAACAACAUUAAUUGUCAAAUGUUAGUACCUAUUCUGAUCAAUUUACUUUGUUCAGGUGACAUCAAUGGACAAUUUGCUAAUCUUCUCCAGUUGUUUAAUGUUACCGUUGUUCUUAAAGACAUGAUAAACCAUCUGUCCCAGUUUACAACAUUAUUUAUUUAAAACUUAAACUAAUCGUAAAUCUUGCU